AUUUUCUGAGAUUUUUAAUCUGCAAUAUACCGGUCAGCCGGUACCGUUUCUCAAAAGCGAAGUUGAUUUCAAUUGAGAUAAAUAUGUCGCCGGAUGAGAACAGAAGGGGUCUAAGUCACAUUUUUUAACAUUUCACUUUUUCCAAUAUUUACAAUCAAUAAUAAAAAUUUUAGCUGGACUUACUGACUUAGGUCCUUAAUAUUUUCUAGAAGUUAGAAACAGAAUGGGCCAAAGUCCUUUUUGGGGGGGAAAAAAACAUAAAAAAAAUAUUGAUUACAAAGAUAUUCUCAUCCACACAUAACCAGAGAUCAGGUCUUUACUAAGUGUAAAUAUCUAGAUAUUCAAAAAAAGAAAUUCAAAAUGGUUUUUUGCGUUUUGCUCAAAACUCAAAAUUGUGACUUAAACUUGCCUGUUCUGUUCUCAUCCGGCGAUGUGUUGUCUUGACUAUAAUGAUUGUUAGGCAGUUAUUGGUACGUAACAGAUUGUGUGUGAAUUGUUUCAACUCGCACAGUUUGCCAAAUAAUAGUCGUGUUUCAGAGACAAAUAAUGUCUUCGAUUUAUUGAACUAUAUUUUGGGACAUUUUGAAAUCAAGAGAACUGUGUCCUACUAGGUUCCAUAUUUCAAUCAUCAGAUAAUGUUAACAGGUUAAAAUAGACUUCUAUUACUGUAUUAUGAAAUAAUGCCUCAAUUUAAAAGCAAUGCGGUAGCGUACCACACAGAUGCUGAUAGCAGACACAACUUUUGGUAUCGUGGAAUUCUUAUUGGGUUUCUUUUGCUGACUUGAACUUCUCCAAGAUUUGCAUCAACCAAUUUUCUACAAUAUUUCAUUCCCUUGGAUAUUGCUUGGACCCCGGCAUACGUGCUUUCGAAUGAAUUCUCUCUUCAUUUAAAAAUGGCGACAAUUUUUUACGAAUGCAUGAGUGGAAUAUUCAGUUCCUCAUGUUAUUUUGUGAUCUAUGGAUUUUUGGUUUACGUCACAAUUCCGCUGAUUUUCAAGAUUUACCCAAAAAUCGUCUUUGAAGGAUUAUUUCUCAACAGAGUCUGCCCACCUGUAUGGUUACUGAAGCUGAACAAACCAGACAAAGCCUACAAUCUUAAAGAGAGCAAGAACUGCUAUGUGAGGUCUUCGAGUGGAAGUACUUUAGGCGUUUGGCAUAUUCCGCCAGUCACUCAGUACGAUACUCCAGAGGUCAAAUCAGGGUCAUUACAAGACGCUGAGAAAAUCAUCAUUUAUUGCCAUGGCAACUCGUUUCAUCGUGGUUUCAAGCAUCGAAGAGAUUUAUAUUCAGAGCUGCAGAAAUCAGGAUUCCACAUCAUAUUUGCGGACUCUACCGGUCAGCCGAGUCCAACAAGAGUCGUGGAAGAUGCAAUUAGCGUGUAUAAGUGGACGGUCAAGCAGCUCCAGAAAGAAGAUGUGACAAUCGUGCUUUGGGGUCAUUCACUCGGCACUUACAUCAGCACGAGGGCGCUAUCGCUCAUGUACGACAGGAAAGAUGGCACUCGACUCCCAGACUGUCUGAUACUUGAAGCUCCGUUCACGAAUACAUAUGAUGCUGCAGACUGCUUCCCACUAUCUAAGUAUUUCUAUCUGCUCUAUCCCUUCAUGAGGUCUCAGGUUCACAAGAAUAUCAAACAAUAUGACGUAGAGCUCAGGACUGAGAAGUAUCUGCCGACAAUAAAGGCUCCUGUUAUGAUCCUACACGCUAAAGAUGAUCAGAGAAUCGACAUUCAUCUUGGUGAGUCUCUGUACGAAAAUACGACCUCUGACCCCAUGACAAAAUCUCCUCACAUUCGUUUCAUUCGAAUGCACGAGGAUUACGGAGUGAAACACUACACUGCUAAGCACCCUGAGAUAAGGCAGUUAGUGCAUGAUUUCAAGGCUGAGGUAGCAAAGGUCAAAGGUGAUCAGGAACAAGGAACUCCAGAAAGAAGAUGUGACAAUCGUGCUCUGGGGUCAUUCACUCGACACGUACAUCAGCACAAGGGCCCUAUCGCUCAUGUACGACCAGAAAGAUGGCACUCGACUCCCCGACUGUCUGAUACUUAAAGCUCCGUUCACGAAUACAUACGAUGCCGCGGACUGCUUUCCAUUGUCUAAGUAUUUCUAUCUGCUCUAUCCCUUCAUGAGGUCUCAAGUUCACAAGAAUAUCAAACAAUAUGACGAUGAGCUCAGGACUGAGAAGUAUCUGCCGACAAUAAAGGCUCCUGUUAUGAUUUUACAUGCUAAAGAUGAUCA
Molecule: messenger RNA, 2237 nt
Organism: Styela clava
Lineage: Eukaryota; Metazoa; Chordata; Ascidiacea; Stolidobranchia; Styelidae
Source: RefSeq, a predicted model, not a curated record